GCCGCGCAGAGCCGGCCGCUCCGCACCGCUCCGCACCGCUCCGCACCGCACCGCACCGCACCGCACCGCACCAUGAGCGUGGGCUUCAUCGGGGCCGGGCAGCUCGCCUUCGCCCUGGCCAGGGGCUUCACGGCGGCAGGGGUCCUGGCCGCGCACAAGAUCACGGCGAGCUCCCCGGACACCGACCUGCCCACCGUGAGCGGGUUGCGGAAAAUGGGCGUGAACUUCACGGUGAGCAACAAGGACACGGUGAAGACCAGCGAUGUCCUCUUCCUGGCCGUGAAGCCCCCCAUCAUCCCCUUCAUCCUGGACGAAGUGGGCCCCGACAUCGAGCCCCGCCACAUCGUGGUCUCCUGCGCAGCCGGCGUCACCAUUAGCUCCAUCGAGAAGAAACUCUCUGCCUUCUGCCCCACACCAAAAGUGAUCAGGUGCAUGACCAACACCCCUGUGAUUGUCCGGGAAGGUGCUACAGUCUAUGCCACGGGGACUCAUGCGGACGUGGAGGAUGGGAAGCUCUUGGAACAACUGAUGGCCAGUGUCGGCUUCUGCACCGAGGUGGAAGAGGACCUGAUAGAUGCCGUAACGGGGCUCAGUGGCAGUGGCCCUGCGUAUGCGUUCACUGCCCUGGAUGCUCUGGCGGAUGGGGGAGUGAAAAUGGGACUUCCCCGCAGGCUGGCUGUUCGACUUGGAGCACAGGCUUUGCUGGGUGCUGCCAAAAUGCUGUUAGAAUCUGAGCAGCAUCCCGGUCAGCUGAAGGACAAUGUCUGCUCGCCUGGGGGAGCCACCAUCCAUGCCCUGCACUUCCUGGAGAGCGGUGGCUUUCGCUCACUCCUAAUCAAUGCUGUGGAGGCUUCCUGCAUCCGGACAAGGGAGCUGCAGCAUUUGGCAAACCAAGAGAAGAUCUCCCCAGCAGCCAUAAAGAAGACUUUGUUGGAUAAGGUGAAGCUGGAGUCUCCUUCUCUGUCCGUGGCAUCUGCCAACAAAGUCAGUCUGUUCACCAAUAAGAGCACCAGCAGCAAGAAGAACUGACCAGGCUGCUGUAGUCUGGCUGUGCUGAACGUCAGUCUCCUCCAUGCCCCUUCUUUUUUGUCUAAGGAAAAACGCUCACUCUGAA
This is a messenger RNA of Gymnogyps californianus (California condor), 1114 nucleotides long. RefSeq names its product pyrroline-5-carboxylate reductase 1 (gene PYCR1). The record is from RefSeq and is a predicted model, not a curated record. Gene Ontology annotation, molecular function: pyrroline-5-carboxylate reductase activity. NCBI's taxonomy places the organism in Eukaryota, Metazoa, Chordata, Aves, Accipitriformes, Cathartidae. The coding region runs from base 73 to 1029 and encodes 318 amino acids. The transcript is spliced from 7 exons. Gene Ontology annotation, biological process: L-proline biosynthetic process.